CAUUAAGUUAGUCGGAAGACAUUCGCGAGUGUUAUUAUAUUGGAGUAUUCAAUAAACAAAGUGUAUCUGCCUAUUUUCGCUUCGUGUCAGGAAGCCGCUUCAUAACUCAAAAGUUUAUGCGGACUUUUGAGUUAAUUCGUUUGGGGUUCGGAGUAGGAGUCUACUCCGAGGGUGGGGGCUUAGGUUUCAUCAUCAUCACCUUUCAUCAUUUCAUUAAUCAUCAAGAAAAAAAAAUACGUCAGACAUGGCUGUAUGGGCAUAGUUCCCUUUGCCUUACCCUUCGGGGAAAACCAAACCAAAAAAAAAAAAAAAAAUCCAAAUCAAAUCAACAAAAUAGUCAAAUCCCAUGGUCAAAUCAAAGGAAUCAAUGAAAAGGCAAAUUUAGUUGAGCUUGAUGGUUAUAAAUAAAAUAACAGUAUCGGUUGAAAUGUGCAUCAUUUGUGCGUUUAUUUUGGAUAUUCAGGUUAAUUUGUAUUACAUACCGUUUUUGACAAUUAAUCGGUGAUAUUUAUGCAAACAUUAGUCGUUAUUCUUCUGGUUAUCUAGCGUGUUUGGUUCUACGUUGCUCGUUUCUAAUAAGCAAUGGAAAUAAGGAUGGUUAUCCUUCACUGACACACAGUUACAUUAGUUGGCAUAACGGUGCGUGGAGUAAGUGAAAAACGUGAUUUUAAGUGUAGGGUCGGUAGAGUAAUCUCUGCAAUGACGGGUGAUCGGUCGCACCGUAGUAGCCGCCGCAGCCGCUCGCGGUCUCGUCGUCGCAGCCCGUCCCGGCAGCGGCGCCGUAGCAGGUCGGGUUCCGGCGGCCGCAGUCGCCGCGAACGCGUGCCUCCCCGGCCACGCAGCCAUGAUCGUGAGCGCGCCACUUGCUCGCGAGACCUGGGUGGAGGUGGACUCGGCAGUGGUCUGGGUGGCAGUGGCGGUCUUGGCGGCGGCGGCAGCGGGCGCUACAAACCGCAGGAGGAGGAGUUCCUGGACGCGCGCCGUAUAGAGCGCGAGCGCAUCGGGGAGCUCGGGGUUGCAGCUGUCUGGGGGAAGUCACCGCUCAGGCCCGAUUCCGAUGACGAACCUUCUUCACAGACGGAUGCCUCGAACAAGACUAAAGAAAAGAAAAAGAAGAAAUCGAAGGACAAGAGUAAGGAAACAAAACAUAAACUAAAAAAACUUAAGAAGAAAUUGAAAAAGAUGAAACAGGAACGGAAGAAAGCGAAAAAGAAGUCGCGCAGUUCUAGUGACAGCUCCGGUUCUAGCGAAGACGAAAUUUGGGUCGAAAAAGGAAAAGAACAUGAGGUGGAAAUAAAGAAGUCGGGCAGUAAAGAGAAGAAGGCGGAGAGAUCGGAGCGCGCGGAGGAGGAGGGCGGCGAGGUGGUGGGCCCCGUGCCGCGGGCCGGGCCCGUGCUGGGCCACAAGGACUUCGGGCGGGCGCUGCUGCCCGGCGAGGGCGCCGCCAUGGCCGCCUACGUGGCCGAGGGCAAGCGCAUCCCGCGGCGCGGCGAGAUCGGCCUCACCUCCGACGAGAUCGCGUCCUACGAGUCCGUCGGCUACGUCAUGAGCGGCAGCCGCCACCGCCGCAUGGAGGCCGUGCGCAUCCGCAAGGAGAACCAGAUCUACUCGGCCGACGAGAAGCGCGCGCUCGCCGCCUUCAGCAAGGAGGAGCGCCAGAAGCGCGAGAACGCCAUCCUGGCGCAGUUCCGCGACGUGCUGCAGGCGCGGGCGCAGCGCCGCGACUCCUAGCCGCUACCCGCUAUGCGGUCUGUCGUCCAAAUAAAACGCUAUGACGAUUUA
This is a messenger RNA of Pectinophora gossypiella (pink bollworm), 1782 nucleotides long. RefSeq names its product NKAP family protein CG6066. The record is from RefSeq and is a predicted model, not a curated record. Gene Ontology annotation, biological process: nucleosome assembly; regulation of gene expression. NCBI's taxonomy places the organism in Eukaryota, Metazoa, Arthropoda, Insecta, Lepidoptera, Gelechiidae. Gene Ontology annotation, molecular function: DNA binding; structural constituent of chromatin; chromatin binding. Bases 700 to 1731 code for a protein of 343 amino acids. The transcript has 4 exons. Gene Ontology annotation, cellular component: nucleosome; nucleus.